Coregonus clupeaformis (lake whitefish) is the source of this 1485-nucleotide messenger RNA. RefSeq lists its product as uncharacterized. The transcript has 6 exons. NCBI's taxonomy places the organism in Eukaryota, Metazoa, Chordata, Actinopteri, Salmoniformes, Salmonidae. The record is from RefSeq and is a predicted model, not a curated record. Bases 130 to 900 code for a protein of 256 amino acids.
ACGUUUAUGACAGCACUGGGCCUUUAAAUCGUGUGACUAGGCUAAGCCACUGCAGUAAAUCAUGGUAUGAUUACUCACAGUAGAUACGAAAAAAUAGCACACAACAACUCGUAACUUCUCAUAAUAACCAUGAAUAGAGCUUUUAAAAAUUGCCGAACGGUAAUGGUGACAGGAGCCAGCCGAGGCCUCGGUCUGCAAGUAGUGGAAAGUCUGGUGGCAGGGAGCUCUGCUCCGGACAAAAUUAUUGCCACGGCCAGAAAUCCGAGCGGGGCCCAGGAACUGCAGAAACUAGCUGAAAAACAUCCAAAUAUCCAUAUAAUAACGCUUGAUGUUGUCAGUCAGGAGAGCAUAGAGAAAGCUGCACAAGACGUUGACCUGCUUGUUCAGGAGGUGGGCCUCAAUUGUCUAAUCAACAAUGCUGGAAUCAAUGUUGUCGCCAAUUUUGAGACCGUCACGGCUGAGAAGAUGUUGGAGAACUUCCACACCAACUCUGUUGCCCCCCUUAUGAUCACUAAGGCUCUCCUACCCCUGUUGAAGAGGGCAGCUGUCAAAGGCACAAGGAUGGGCAUCCAUAGAGCUGCAGUCAUCAACAUUGCUUCCUUGUUAGGGUCAGUCGAGCUCAACUGGGGUGACCGGGCCAACAACAUCAAGUGGUAUCCUUACAGAACAUCCAAGAGUGCCCUGAACAUGGUGACCCGAUGCAUGGCAGUGGAUCUGGAGGCUGAUGGCAUCCUGUGUAUGGGCCUCCACCCUGGCUGGGUACGCACUGACAUGGGUGGACCAGAGGCACCUUUGAGUCCAGAGGAGAGCAUAUUAUCUGUGUUGUCAGUAAUUGGUGGAUUGACUGAAAAGGAUCAUGGGUCAUUUCUACACUACACUGGGGAGCCACUACCCUGGUGAUUGGAAUAUCACCAUGGAUGAUUUUAUAAAGUUGUUGCUUUGCACAUGUUUAUGCUUUGACUUUGCAAAGUUGAAUGUACUACCUAAAUAGCAGUUUUAAAUGACAAAUGCAUCAUGUAAUGUUCUAUAUGACAUGAAGUUUUAUUUGCUGUAACACUGACACUAUAUGCCUAGCCUAUAUUAUUUAAACGAGGCAAGUUAAUUGUUCAGUAGGCCUAUGUGCAACAGGUUGAAGUGGCGAGGAAGCAAAUAAUAAUAAUAAUAAUAAUAUAAUAUGCCAUUUAGCAGACGCUUUUAUCCAAAGCGACUUACAGUCAUGCGUGCAUACAUUUUUGUGUAUAAUAGUGGACAGUUUUGUUUGUCUUUGAAGAAAGCCCUUCUUUCAGCUUUAGAUCAGUAUCUUCCCAUGAGACUUCUUUGUAAACCUAUAAGAGGAUAUUCAAUUAAAUUGUUUAAUUGCUGAGCAGUGAGUGUUCUGGCACUUCCUUAUGUUAUUAUGAGGAAAUAUCCCACUGUUACGUCUGAAAGGAUGAUGCAUUUUACUGCUCUCUUUUCCAAUUAAACGUUUGGUCUUAUUACACAAUA